AUGGGGAGAAAGCACGUGUCGUCCCUUGCCCUGAUACUUCCCCUCCUCGCCAGCACUGUAGAUGCGGCAUCAGACCCCGCCCGGCCGCGGGGUGUGGCUCCGGAGUUUGCAAAGUACUACAAGGACCCCGAGACAUUUACUUGUAUCUCGAAUCCUGCUAUCAAGCUCCCCAUUGCCCGGCUGAACGACGACUACUGCGACUGCCCCGAUGGCUCUGAUGAGCCUGGCACCGCGGCCUGCUCCUACCUCUCACCCCUCUCACCACCCCAGCCGCUGAGCGUCGAGGGCAAAGAUGUCAACACGACGCCCGCCCUUCCAGGCUUUUAUUGCAAGAACAAGGGUCACCAGCCCAGCUACAUUCCCUUUACGAGCGUCAACGACGGUGCCUGCGAUUAUGAGUUUUGCUGCGAUGGGAGCGAUGAGUACGAACACGUCGGCGGUAUCAAGUGCGAAGACCGCUGUGCGGCCAUUGGCAAGGAGUGGAGGAAGGCGGAUGAGGCGAGACAAAUGAGUCUCGCUGCUGCCAAACAGCGGCGGAAGGAGCUGGUGGCCGAGGCGGGACGCCUGCGCAAGGAGGUCGAGGACCGCAUACAGACACUCAAGGCUCAAAUUGAAGGAGCGACACUAAAGGUUGACGGGCUGACAAAGAGUCUGGCUGAGAUUGAGAGAGCGGAGCGUGGCAAGGUGGCCAAGGACGCUGGCAAGGGCGGCAAGGUCACUGUAUUGGCGGGUCUGGCAAAACAGCGCAUCCAGGAGCUUACUGAUAACAUCAAUCGCCUGCGCAAUGAGAGAGAUUCUGCGCGAGCAAGGGUUGCCGAUCUUGAGGGUAUGCUGACCCGCUUCAAGGAGGAGUACAAUCCCAACUUCAACGACGAGGGUGUGAAGCGUGCAGUCCAGGCGUGGGAGAACUAUGCUGCACAAGAUCGCCCAGGACCCAAUGACGCUCUAGACCGAGACCUCGAUGACAUUCUCAAGCCAGACUCUGAGAAUGCUAUCAAUUGGGACGACUUUGAAAAAGUAGACGAAUCUGAUGAGCUCCUUUAUCAAUUCGAAGAAUACCUACCCGAAUCUAUCCGUAGCUGGGUCGACAGCAAGCUCCGCGACCUGCGAAUCAUACUCAUCGAGAAUGGAAUCCUUGCCGACCCCACAUCUGCCGAUGCUCCUGAAUCCAAGGCAGUCAGCGAUGCAAAGUCGCAGCUUGAAGCAGCAAAGAGGGAGCUCGAAAAUGACAAGUCUGAACUAACUAGGCACGAAGAAGAUCUUACCAAGGACUAUGGCCCAGACGCUAUCUUUCGAGCAUUGAAAGACGUCUGCAUAUCCACCGACUCUGGUGAAUACACGUAUGAGCACUGCUUCCUCUCGAGGACGACGCAGAAGCCCAAGAAAGGCGGUGGCCACACGGGCAUGGGCAACUUUGUUCGCAUUGAGUCGAUGACUGUUGAUGAGGAGCUACCUGCAGAUGGCAAAGGUUUGGGCAGUGGCGAGCGCAUCGCUCUCAAAUACGAAAAUGGCCAGCAUUGCUGGAACGGCCCCAACAGGAGCACACUUGUCAUCUUGGCUUGCGCGGAAAAAGACGAGAUCUGGAAGAUUGUUGAGGAGGAGAAAUGUGUGUACAGGAUGGAAGUGGGCACGCCAGCGGUGUGUGGUGUUGAGGUUCAGAAGACUGCACCAGAACACAACGAGUUGUAG
Molecule: messenger RNA, 1689 nt
Organism: Bipolaris maydis ATCC 48331
Lineage: Eukaryota; Fungi; Ascomycota; Dothideomycetes; Pleosporales; Pleosporaceae
Product: glucosidase II beta subunit-like protein-domain-containing protein
Biological process (GO): N-glycan processing
Cellular component (GO): glucosidase II complex
Source: RefSeq, a predicted model, not a curated record